AUGAAUUUUGGGGAUGAUGAAAUAUGGGUUACACACCCUAAAUUUGUUUGUCUUAUAGCUAAAUUUGAUAAUUAAGAAAAUAAGUUAUUGAUUACGAAACAAGGUAUUCUCCAGAUAGAUAAAGAAAUAAGAGAAGAAUAUAUUGAUGAUAAAUCAAAUAUUAAAGUGGAUCCAUUGUCAAAAUAAGGAGUUAAUGAUUUACUAGUAAAAUAUAAAUAAAUAUAAGCUCUUAAAUGAAUUAAAUGAAUUUAAUUGUCUUCAUGGAAUAAGAAUGAGAUAUUCUAAGAAAUCUAUUUAUACAUAAGUGGGUACUCCUAUUUUAGUAGCAAUAAAUCCAUAUUAAUAUGUACCAGAAUUCUAUGAUUAAAAAAUGGUUACAUUCUACAAAAAAGAAAUGGGAAGAAUGAAUUAGUAUUACUAUUUCAUAAAUUAGAAUUUCUAAGGAUAUUCUCUAAUAAAAGCUUAGAGAUAUUGAUCCACAUUUAUACAAAGUAGCAUAAAUGUCUCUAGAUUAACUAUUUGAAGAAACAACUAAAACUAAUUUGAGAAUCUGUUCUAUGAUUAUUUCUGGAGAGAGUGGAUCAGGUAAAACAGAAUCUACUAAAAUUAUACUUAAGUAUUUAGCUGCUGAAUAACCAGGUUCAAAAUCUAAAGCUCCAUCAAUUGAAUAAUAAGUUUUUGCAUCUAAUCCACUUUUAGAAGCAUUUGGUAAUGCUAAAACAGCAAGAAAUGACAAUUCUAGUAGAUUUGGAAAAUUUAUACAUUUAUAUUUCAAUCCUGUAACAAAAAGAAUUACUAAUGCUAAAAUUGAUAAUUAUUUAUUAGAAAAAAGCAGAGUUGUUAAAUUAAGUUAAGUUGAAAGAAAUUAUCAUAUUUUUUAUUAAUUAAUUGCUGCUUAAAUACCGGAUCUAAGUAAUUAUAUUAAUAUAUAAUAAGAACUUGGAUAAGCUAAACAAUAUCAUUAUUUAAAAUAAGGAGAUUUAAAAUUUGUUAAAAAUGAACUUGAAGAAUUUAAAGAAACUAGUGAAUGUAUGGAUAAAAUGAACUUUACUCCAUAAGAAAAAUAAUAUAUUUUUUAAAUUCUUGCAGGAAUCUUACAUUUAGGAAAUAUGUCAAUAUAAGGAGAUGCAAAUAAAUCAUUUAUUAUAGAAGAUUUUUCUUUGAAAGCUUCUUGUUAAUUAUUAGGACUAGAUUCUGAUGAUAUGACUAAAAUCAUCUGCAAAGUUUAAACACUUAUGGGAAAAGAAAUUAUAAUGAAAGAAAAUAGUAUUGAUUCAGCAUGUAGUGCUAGAGAUACACUUGCUAAACAUAUUUAUGAAAAACUAUUUAAUUGGUUAAUUGAAAGAGUUAAUUCUUAACUUUAAGCUUUUGGUUCUAAACUAAAUUAAUAAAUUUAGUCUUAAUAUAUGAUUGGUAUACUUGAUAUAUUUGGUUUUGAAAUAUUUACAGAUGAAUAAGGAAUAUAAACUAAUAGUUUUGAAUAAUUGAAUAUUAAUUUUACUAAUGAAAAACUUUAAUAACAUUUUAAUUCACAUAUGUUAGAAACUGAAUAAAGUAUCAAAUAUUAUUUUAUAUAAAUUAGGUGAAUAUAAUAUUGAAAAAAUUACAUGGAAUCAUAUUAAAUUCCCAGAUAAUAAAUAAAUCAUUGAUGUAAUUGAAAACUCAACUUUAUCUAUUUAUAAGUUAUUAAUUGAUUAAACUAUUGCACCUAAAGGUAAUGAUAGAGAAUUUAGUAAUUCUUUUAAGAAAUUACCAAGAGAUUGUGUAUUUAAUGUCUAAGAUCUAUUAGCAUAAGAUUCUAAUAUUAAAGUUGAUAAAAAACAUAAAACAGCUAAAUUUGAUUGGUUUGGAAUUAAACAUUUUGCUGGAUGUGUAAUUUAUAAUGUAUAUGGAUUCAUUGAUAAAAAUAAAGAUACAAUCAAUUAAGAAGUACAUUAAGUUUUACCAACAAGCAAAAAUCCAAUCAUAAGAGAAAUUUGGAAAAGUCAUUAAAUUACCAAUCCAAAUAUUAAAUAGAACAAUGUUAUUACUAGAUUUUAAAAUUCCCUUUAAGAAUUACUUGAAGUUUUAAAUAAAUCACUUCCUAAAUACAUUAGAUGUAUUAAACCAAAUAAUACUAAAACUGCCUUUGAAUUUGAUGCUUAAGAAGUUAGAAGAUAAAUGAGAUGUGCUGGUUUAUUAGAAGCUAUCUAAAUUAGAAAGGCAGGAUAUGAAAUUCGACUUAAUCAUCUUGAUUUUAUGAAAAAAUAUAGAUAUCUUAUCAAAGGCAAACCAUCUAAUAUUAAUUAGAUGAUCAUUUUAUUAAAUUAAAAUCAAAAAGUUAAAGAAAAAAUAUAAAAAGAAUUAGAGCUCAAAAAUGUUUAAAUUGGAACAACCAAAAUAUUUAUGAAAGAAGGAUUAAGAGAUUUUUUAGAUUAAAUGUUAAUUGAAUUUAGAAUGUAAUUUAUUAUCAAAAUACAAAAAGCUUCUAAAAAAUAUAUAUACAAAAAAACUAUUUUUUAGAAACUUAAAAUUUUGUUAAAAAGACAUUAAAAAUUAUAAAGAUCAUGCAAAUGGUAUGCCUUUAAAUUUAUUUUGUAAAAAAGAAUUACUAAUAGAUUAAUUCUGAAUUCUUUUAUAUUUACAAUUUAAAAAUAUGAAAGAAAAAUCAUUUAAUCAUUUGCCUUUUCAAAAUUAAAUCAAUAUGCAAUUUUUUUAAUCAAAAGAGAUGUUGAAUUAAAGAGAUAAUAAUAAGAGUUAGAAAAAGAAUUACAGAUAGAAAAUUCUGGAGAAAUAAAUAAAUCAGUAAUUAUAUCCUCCAAAUUUGUUGAAGAUGAAUCAAGUAUAAAUAUAUCUCAACCUUUACAAACUUCUGUUAAAGUAUUUACUAAACCUGAAAUGGUAAGUAAUUCAAAUUCUAUUGAUAUGUUCAAAAAGGCACUUUAAGACACAUAAUAAAAAUUAAAAUUGGAAUAAUAAAAAAGAAGAGAUUUGGAAAAUUAAGUUGAAAAAUUAUAAAAUGAUCUUUUAUAGUUUGAAUCAUCUGGUAGAGAAACUUUGAAUCCUUCUACUUUUGGAUAAUUAGAAGAUAUAUUUACUUUAUAAAAAAUUACUGAAGAAAAAUAAAUUUUAGAAGUUUAAGUAGAAUAACUACAAUUUGAAAAAAAAAAAAUUGAAAAAAAUGUAUUAAUAUCCAUUUUAUAUAUUAGAGUUUUGAUUAAAUAUAAAAUUUAGGACUUUAAUUAGCUCAUGCUUAAUAAUGUAUAAAAGAAAUGGAACAUAAUAAUGAAGUACUUACCUAAGAUUACUUAAAUGAAGUCAAGGCUAAAGAAGAAAUUGAGGAAAAAUUAAAAGAUGAAUGGAAUUAAGAAAGAAGACUAUUAUUAAGAGAAUUAGAGGAUUCAAAAAAAGCUUUAUAAAAUUAAACUAAAAUUGCUUAAAAAGAUAUUUCGAGAAUAAAAAUGGAAUAUGAUAGAGAAAAAUUAAAGGUUGUGGAAUUAGAAAGCGAAGUUAAAAAGUUUUAAUAACUAAGUGAACUCUAUAAAUCUUAAUUAGAAUAAAAUGAUUCUCAUAAUUCAGAUAAUAAGGGAAAUGAACAUGAAUUAUAGAUGAAAGAUUUAUAACUUAGGGAUUUAUAAGUUGAAAUUUAAAAGAGAGACUAAAUAAUUUCUUAAUUAAAUAAUUAAAUCAAAGAAUAAUAAUCUAAGUCAUUAGCAUAAUCUUAAACUAUUAGUUAAAUUAAUGAUAAUUCAGAAAUCACAUAAGAACUAAAUGAAAAGAUUAUUUCUUUAUCUGCAACUUUAGCAAAAAGAGAACUUGAGUAAAACAGAAAUAAAAAGUUGAUAUCUGUAAUGAAUAAUUUAAUAAAACUCAAAAUUAUAGAAGUAAAUGCUUUACAUAAACAUUUUAAUAUUUUCCAUGAAUAAUAAAAGCAAGUAUUAAUUUCAUUUUAAAAAGGAUAUUUAUAAACCAAUAUCUUAAAUUAUGGAAAAAGAAAAAUUAUUGAUGAAAUAAAUUGAAGAUUUGAUUAAAUAAAAUAACAAAGAAUAAGCAGAACAAACAGAAAAUUAAUAAAAAAUAGGAUGA
This is a messenger RNA of Paramecium sonneborni, 4065 nucleotides long. Lineage: Eukaryota; Ciliophora; Oligohymenophorea; Peniculida; Parameciidae. The record is from the annotation of a GenBank genome assembly.